AACACCUCUUAUGUUCCAAUCUACUGACAAAAAUCUCUUUCACUUUCAUCUUCCCCUUUUUUGGCAAUCUGAUCACUGGCACUCACUGCCAUUGCUUUUAGCAAUCUAAGAUCUAUUGCAAAAUUACCCCCUUUUUUCUGUUCAAUUUCAUGCUUUUUAUGUGUUUUUCUUCAAGAUGCAUGAGCACAUUUGUUGUUGUUCUUGUUUAGUUUCAUUGUUCUUGUAGUGCAACUAAUUGUUUUGCAUUGCUGAUGAUUUUUGUUGUUGAUUUGGUUCCAUUGUUUGUGCUUUUGUUUAUACUGUGAGAUUCAAGAAGAUUGGUGAUGUCUUGUAGUUCUUCAAACCCUCCUAGCCAUUGCUCAGCUGCUUCACCUGAGCUAAAGCUUUACCAAACCUUCAUCUUUUCAGUUCCAGUUUUCUUUACAUUUAUACUUCUUUUCUUGUUCUAUUUGUUCUAUUUGAGAAGAAGGAGAGCAAACUGGCAGUCUCUGAGGAUGAGAGCUUCAUACUUGAGCAGAGCAGAUGCUCCAAGAAUCUCAGAGCCAGGCAUCAAGAAGGAAGUCAGGGAAAUGCUUCCGAUUGUCGUGUUCAAAGAAAGCUUCUUGAUUAGAGAAACACAAUGUUCUGUCUGCUUAAACGACUACCAAUCAGAUGAACAGCUUCAGAGAAUACCUCAUUGUGGGCAUACCUUUCACGUGGAUUGCAUCGAUCAUUGGCUCACCGCGAAUACCACGUGUCCCCUUUGUCGAGUCUCUCUUCUUCCAGAAAACAAAACAAAAGCCGACCUCACAAACAAUGAAGGACAAAUCAAUGCGGUGACAGAAACCGAACAACAAUCCUCCGAAAGACACAUAAACGACAGAGUUCUGCAAGACAACCAAGUUGGCUCUGUAUCAAUAAGAAGAGAAGUCUCCGAGUCAGUUGUUAUUGAUGUUGAAACCAGUGAUGCUGCUGAGGUGAACCAAAGAGUGUAAACAAUCAGUUACCAAUUGUAAAUUCUUUAGUGUCAUGACUUGCAAAUGACUUGGUUUACUUCCAUCUAUCGGCAACAGCUCUAUAUCAUGUAUUGCUCGAAAUACUAGUGUCGAGUGUCGUGUAUGUAAAUAAGACCAUGUUUGUCUGAUUUUUUUACUUUGCGAGGCGAUUUUCUAUGUAUAAACAGGUGUGAAACUGCAAGAAAUGUCAAUACAAAGACUGUAUCAAACCUGCAUUAUGCACGACAACGAUAUAUUGAAUUUUCUUAUC
Dioscorea cayenensis subsp. rotundata (Guinea yam) is the source of this 1245-nucleotide messenger RNA. Its product is annotated as RING-H2 finger protein ATL58-like. Gene Ontology annotation, molecular function: transferase activity. Lineage: Eukaryota; Viridiplantae; Streptophyta; Magnoliopsida; Dioscoreales; Dioscoreaceae. The record is from RefSeq and is a predicted model, not a curated record. The coding region runs from base 324 to 974 and encodes 216 amino acids. The transcript is spliced from 3 exons. Gene Ontology annotation, biological process: protein ubiquitination.